Messenger RNA from Apodemus sylvaticus (European woodmouse), 3564 nucleotides. It is a transcript of the gene Maf, whose product is annotated as MAF bZIP transcription factor. NCBI's taxonomy places the organism in Eukaryota, Metazoa, Chordata, Mammalia, Rodentia, Muridae. Gene Ontology annotation, biological process: regulation of transcription by RNA polymerase II; lens fiber cell differentiation. The transcript is spliced from 3 exons. Gene Ontology annotation, cellular component: nucleus. The coding region runs from base 942 to 2084 and encodes 380 amino acids. Gene Ontology annotation, molecular function: DNA-binding transcription factor activity, RNA polymerase II-specific; RNA polymerase II cis-regulatory region sequence-specific DNA binding. The record is from RefSeq and is a predicted model, not a curated record.
ACUCUUCUCGCUGGAUCAGAGGCUUUAAAAUCUUUUUUCAUCUUGGAGCUGUAGCUCGGGCUGCUCGUCCGCUCGGCCUCUCCCCCCACCCUUUUGCUCUCGGCCUUGCCUCGGCCCGGGACUUUGCAAUUUUGCUUUAAAAACGAAAAAAGAAAAAAAGAAAAGAAAAACCAAAACCAAAAGAAAAAAGGCAAGAAAGAACUAAACUCCCCCCUCCCUUGCCUCCAGCCGGCCUGCACCUCGGUCUUGCACUUUGCACGGAGGGAGAGGGUGAGAGAGAGAGCGCGCGCGCGCGCACGCGAGGGAUCCGGAGAGAGAAAAGAAAAUAAUAAUAGUAACCAUAAGAACCAGGCAGAAGAGGCGAGAAGCGUGAAGUGUUAACCACCCCGUUGUGGAGGCCCGCGCCUCCGGGACAGCCACCCGCCGCGCCACCCAGCCCCGGAGCAGCAGCCGCGCGCGCCCUGCCUGCAGCCCGGCCGGCUUAGGCGAGCCCUCCUUAUGCAAAGCGCGCAGCGGAGCGGCGAGCUGGGGACGCCGCGCACCGGGCCGUGCUUCUCCGGCAUCCUCUCUGCCGCUGUCAUCGCCACCGCCACCGCCAGCCGCGGAGGACCUUCCCGAGUCUGAAGCGCCCGGGAUCGGAGCUCAGGGAGGCGAGCAGGCGAGGAGGGGGCCCGGGGCUAGCGGGAGAGAGAGAGAGCAAAAGAGAGAAAGAGAGAGAGCACAUUGGCGUGAGCAGGGGGAGGGAGGGCGGGCGCGGGGGGCUGCGGGCAGGGCGGGGGGUGUGUGCACGCUCGAGCUUUCGGGCCACAGCACCGCCGCGCGAGCUAGAAGCGCCCUAGCCCGGCAAGCUGGCUCACCCGCUGGCCACCCAGCACAGCCCGCUGGCCCCUCUCCUGCAGCCCAUCUGGCGGAGCGGCGGCGGCGGUGGCGGAGGCAGGAGGAUGGCUUCAGAACUGGCAAUGAACAAUUCCGACCUGCCCACCAGUCCCCUGGCCAUGGAAUAUGUUAAUGACUUCGAUCUGAUGAAGUUUGAAGUGAAAAAGGAACCGGUGGAGACCGACCGCAUCAUCAGCCAGUGCGGCCGUCUCAUCGCCGGGGGCUCGCUGUCCUCCACCCCCAUGAGCACGCCCUGCAGCUCGGUGCCCCCGUCCCCCAGCUUCUCGGCGCCCAGCCCGGGCUCGGGCAGCGAACAGAAGGCGCACCUGGAAGACUACUACUGGAUGACCGGCUACCCGCAGCAGCUCAACCCGGAGGCGCUGGGCUUCAGCCCGGAGGACGCGGUCGAGGCGCUCAUCAGCAACAGCCACCAGCUCCAGGGUGGCUUCGAUGGCUAUGCACGGGGAGCGCAGCAGCUGGCCGCGGCAGCGGGGGCCGGCGCCGGCGCCUCCCUGGGCAGCAGCGGCGAGGAGAUGGGCCCCGCCGCCGCCGUGGUGUCCGCCGUGAUCGCCGCGGCCGCGGCGCAGAGCGGCGCAGCACCACACUACCAUCACCACCACCACCACGCCGCGGGGCACCACCACCAUCCGACGGCCGGCGCCCCGGGAGCCGCGGGCGGCGCGUCCGCCUCUGCGAGCGGCGCGGGUGGCGCGGGCGGCGGUGGCCCGGCCAGCGCCGGGGGCGGCGGCGGCGGAGGCGGCGGCGGGGGCACGGCGGGGGCGGGGGGCGCCCUGCACCCGCACCAUGCCGCGGGCGGCCUGCACUUCGACGACCGCUUCUCGGACGAGCAGUUGGUGACCAUGUCGGUGCGCGAGCUGAACCGGCAGCUGCGCGGGGUCAGCAAGGAGGAGGUGAUCCGACUGAAGCAGAAGAGGCGGACCCUGAAAAACCGCGGCUAUGCCCAGUCCUGCCGCUUCAAGAGGGUGCAGCAGAGACACGUCCUGGAGUCGGAGAAGAACCAGCUGCUGCAGCAGGUCGACCACCUCAAGCAGGAGAUCUCCAGGCUGGUGCGCGAAAGGGACGCCUACAAGGAGAAAUACGAGAAGUUGGUGAGCAGCGGCUUCCGAGAAAACGGCUCGAGCAGCGACAACCCUUCCUCUCCCGAAUUUUUCAUGUACCCAAGGGACUCCUCUACAUCUGUGAUGUGAGAAGAACAGUUGCCCGAAGCUGAACAGAGAAGACACUCUGCUUAUUCGCUCCUUGUUUCGUGCACCCAAGCAAGGUUUUAUUUUCUGAAAUUGGAAACUAUUUUUUACAAAAGUACCUUGGACAAAACUUGCACCCAGGAUGUCAGUGCAUGUGACCAGCAUCUUGGAUACUGGAGCACCUGAGUAGGGGCUUGUCUGAAGCACGCCCUUCUCAAAGAAGAAGAAAAUGUACAGAAGGGGCCCUCAAUGAGUACCCUGGCAUGCGUGGAGACGGACUGUCGUGCAUUAGGACUCACGCUCUCGAGCAGACACUGUUAUGAUAUCACUUAAGACAUUUCACUUCGAACUGCUUUAGCUACAGAGAUUGCGAGAGACUUUUUAAAACUGCAUACUUCAAGGACGAUUGACAUUUAACAUUUGUGAUAGCCACGCGGAGGCCAUACCUGUUUGUCGGAGUUAGAAUUAAGCAUCCAACCACUCAAACAUCCCACUCAGCUGUUUACAGAGUCAAUGGGUGUGAUGAGAAGCUACUGAGGAGCAGGAGCCUCCCAGGAGCCAGAACCUAUGUCAUCUUCAGUCCUUGAAACAAGUAUAGAGGUGGACCCUUUAAUCCACUAUAAAGAUGUGAAGGGUACUAGGCACAAAGGAACUUAGAUGCCAUGUUACCGUUCACUACAAUCUUGCUUAGCUACCUACCAAGCCACUUCCUCCCCGUCAAUCAGUCUGUCCAUAGCCCUUCCUGGGCCACACACUCUAGCUUUUAGCCUUCAUUUGUACUGUAAGUGCCCAGGUGCCCUCCCCUUGGCCUCUUUUUUCUGAGCAGGGGUGAGUGUGGCUCAGAAGGAAAGACGCAUAAAGUGAUCAGUAUCUGGAGGUCUAGAGCCAUGGCUCCUCGUGGACUUGACCCCCAAGGACCCUUGUAAGUUUCCAGACUUAGAACGACGAUUCUGUAAUUUUGAUUUUGGUAGGCAAUGGGAAAGGCUUUCCACUCAAAAGAUAAUGACUGUCAUUCUGGCCGCAGUUUAAAAAGUAAUUGAUGACACAUCUCCUUAAAACUCCAUAAUGUGUAAAGAGUCACUCAGCAAGUUGCUGGGCAGUGAAGAUAAAUCGCUGUUGGUAAAUCUCUCCAAAGAAAGCCCUGUUGAAUAAAAGUUGUGAGUGGAAAUCAGCACUGGUACUACAAAGAAUAACAAUUUCCACAUCUUGAGCAUGGGGAUUGUCCCUCAAAGGGGAGAAUAAAGGAUUAAAUAUGGUAAUAUAUGUAAAGCGCUUGGAUUAAAUAUGUUAAUAUAUGUAAAACACCUGCACUGGGUAAACACCCACACCAUGUUCUGCCAGGACAGUGUUACAUGGGAUGAAAUUCUGACCUUAACAUUUAACAAGCCUUGGUUUACAUUAGAAUAACCUUGUGAUUACAGUACUGAGCUUCCCCCACUCCUAGCCCCUUCGUUUUAAAAUAAAUGUUUUCAAAAAAAAAAAA